AUGUCUACCCAAGCCCCUCACAACACCCUCCUCAUCCCGGGUCCCAUCGAAUUCGACGAUGCCGUGCUGCAGUCGAUGUCCCAUUAUGCCGAGAGCCACGUCGCUCCCGGCUUCGUCAAGGUCUUCGGUGAGACCCUGACCCUGGUGCGCAAGCUGUUCCAGUCCACCAACCCCGCCGCGCAGCCCUUCAUCAUCUCCGGUAGUGGCACCCUCGGUUGGGAUCUCGUCUCCGCCAACCUGAUCGAGAAGGGGGAGAAUGCCCUGGUCCUGAACACCGGAUACUUUGGCGAUUCGUUUGGCAACUGCUUGCAGACAUACGGUGCCGAGGUGACUCACCUCCGCGCCCCCAUCGGCGACCGCCCUUCCUUCGAGGAGGUCGAGCAAGCCCUCAAGCAGAAGCCCUACAAGCUGGUCACCAUCACCCACGUCGACACCUCCACGGGCGUUCUCAAUGACAUCAAGCGCAUCGCCCAGAUCGUCCGCCAGGUCAGCCCUGACACUCUGGUCGUGGUCGACGGUGUGUGCAGCGUUGGCUCCGAGGAGAUCGCAUUCGAUGAGUGGGACUUGGAUGCCGUGGUCACCGCCAGCCAGAAGGCCAUUGGCUGCCCCCCGCGCAGCCAGUCCCGCCAGACCCCACCGGCCUCCUACUACGCCUCUAUUGCCAAUUGGCUUCCCAUCAUGCAGAACUACGAGAACAACAAGCCCUCGUACUUCGCCACCCCACCUACUCAGCUCGUCCACGCCCUGCACACCACUCUUAGCCAGAUCACUGCCCGGCCUAUGGCCGAGCGCUUCGCGAUCCACACCCAAGCUUCUGACAAGGUCAAGGCAGCCGUCGCGGAGCUGGGCCUGUCUCAGCUGGCUCCCAAGCCCGAGUGCCAGGCUCACGGCAUGACUGCCAUGUACCUGCCUGAGGGGCUGACCCCGCCCGAUGUGCUGCCGGGUCUCCUGAAGCGCGGCGUGAUCUUCGCAGCUGGUCUGCACAAGGAGGUCGCUACCAAGUACAUCCGGUUCGGUCACAUGGGUGUCAGCAUUAGCGACCCCAACCGCAAGGACAUUGACAACGCCCUGGCGGCGCUGAAGGAGGCUCUCGCUGAGGCCAAGCAGGCCAAGGGUCUUUAA
Messenger RNA from Penicillium macrosclerotiorum, 1122 nucleotides. RefSeq names its product alanine--glyoxylate transaminase. The record is from RefSeq and is a predicted model, not a curated record. The transcript is spliced from 3 exons. Lineage: Eukaryota; Fungi; Ascomycota; Eurotiomycetes; Eurotiales; Aspergillaceae. Gene Ontology annotation, molecular function: L-serine:pyruvate transaminase activity; L-alanine:glyoxylate transaminase activity. Bases 1 to 1122 code for a protein of 373 amino acids. Gene Ontology annotation, cellular component: peroxisome.